CCUGCCAAAAUGAAGCAGUUGCCAGAGCUGACCAAUUUACGACCUUCGUUUAAGGAAAUUUCACCAAAACAGAAUCCCAUUCUGGAAAACCUCGGUCGCCCUCAUAUCGACUCUUUCAAUUACAUGUUGGAUGAGGGAAUUGUAGAUUUACUGCACUAUUUGGACCCGGCAAGUUUUCAGCUUCCGAACGGAAAUCGAAUUACUAUGCAAAUUACGGAUAUCAGCAUUCAAAAACCGACUAUAAAUUUUGAUGAUAUUAACGUGGCAGAUAAACGCAUUUUUCCAAGCGAAUGUCGCCAAAAAUCAGAUACGUAUAAUGGAAUGUGUACCAUAAUGAUCGACUGGCAGCUCGAUGGCAUACCUCAGCCAACUAUAACACGUGAAAUGGGUCGUAUACCGAUUAUGCUGAAGUCGAAGGCAUGUAAUCUCUACAACCUUUCUCCUGCGGAGCUGGUCGAACGUGGAGAGCAUGAAGACGAAUGGGGUGGUUAUUUUAUAGCCGGAGGCAAUGAGAAGAUGGUGCGUAUGCUUAUUAUGUCCCGUCGAAACUAUCCGGUUGCUGUCAGUCGAAAUGGAUGGAAAGAUCGAGGCAAAGAUUUUAGCUCUCUAGGAGUUUUCAUGCGUUGCGUUCGAGAGGAUCAACAUUCAACGAAUAACGUCUUGCACUACUUAACAACUGGCACGGCGAAAUUGAUGAUAAACGUUCAUAAGGCUUUAACGUUUCUACCAGUCAUCAUGGUGCUGAAAGCUCUCUGCAAUUAUUCGGACAAUGAAAUUUAUCGAAAAUUGAUUGUAGGUUUUGAAGAUGAUCAAUACUACAAACGAUGCAUCAUGAAUAUGCUGCGUGAGCUGCACCAGGAAAACUUGCAUAAUACGCAACAAUGCAGGAUAUUUUUGGGCUCAUUGUUUCGAAGGGGUCUUUUGCUAUGCAACAUGCCUCAGUGGCUCUCGGAUGAGCAAGCGGGAUGCUUUCUUUUGAACCACUGUAUUCUCAUUCACCUUGAGAAUAACGAGGACAAAUUCAACCUGCUAGUGCAUAUGAUGCACAAGCUUUUUGCAGUCGUACAAGGUCGUUGUAGCGCGGAAUCGCUGGACAUCGUAAUGAUGCAGGAGCUCAUGCUUAGCGGACAUAUUUAUCAAAAACUUUUACGAGAACUGUGUAUCUCUACAUUGUUGUUUACACGAAUCAGCCUGUUAAAAUUGUGUCCCGAGACAGAUUCUCCGACAGUAACUUCCAACGAGAUGCUUAUGGCGUUGAAGAAUGUCUCAAGUUUCCAAACUCGAAUGACAAAUUUUCUCAGUACUGGCAAUAUUCAGAACGCAUCUGCAAUGGGACUGAUGCAGGGCAGUGGACUAGCGAUCAUGGCAGAAAACAUCAACCGGAUGCGAUACAUGUCUCACUUUCGAGCAGUGCAUCGUGGGUCUUUCUUCCAAACCAUGCGUUCUACGGAAGCGCGCCAAUUGCUUCCUGAUGCAUGGGGUUUUAUAUGUCCCGUACACACGCCUGACGGUGAGCCCUGUGGAUUGCUGAACCACUUGACAUCGGAUUGCAUCGUUUCAGUCACACAAAACCCCACUAAGGUGGCCAACAUCGAAACAACGCUUAUCGCGCUCGGUAUGGAGCCCGUCGGCCUGUCUAGUAUACCUUCCACAAAGGAGCAUUAUGUGGUGAUGCUAGAAGGCAAAAUAAUAGGCUGGCUGCCCCCGGCCAGCGCCAGUCAAGUGGUUCAUAAGUUACGCUUGUUGAAAAUCGACGGAACUACUAUCCCAAAUUCCACCGAGAUCGCCUUUGUGCCAAAUCGUGAAGGAGGACAAUAUCCUGGGUUGUUUUUGUUCGUCGGACCUGCACGUAUGAUGCGCCCAGUAAAGAACCUGCUCUGCAAUAAGACCGAACUUAUCGGAACUUUUGAACAGGUGUACCUAGAUAUUUGUGUGUCGGCGAAUGAAGCAUACCCGAACCUUACCACGCAUAUGGAGCUUAGCAAAACGUCAUUCCUAAGCAACUUAGCCCAACUGAUUCCAAUGCCCGACUGCAACCAGUCACCUCGAAACAUGUACCAGUGUCAAAUGGGCAAGCAAACGAUGGGAACACCAUGUCACAACUGGAAUAAGCAAUGUAUCGCUAAAAUGUAUCGUCUGCAGACACCUGCAACACCUCUCUUCCGGCCCGUUCACUACGACAACAUCAACAUGGACAACUACGCCAUGGGGACGAAUGCGAUUGUUGCUGUCGUCUCGUACACAGGCUACGACAUGGAGGAUGCCAUGAUCAUCAAUAAAUCGGCGUACGAACGCGGUUUUGCCGCGGGAAACAUCUACAAGAGUGAAUCCAUCACCUUGUCCGGAGAAAGUUUUUUCGCGCGCAAUCCUAAGGAUGCUACACUGAACGCAUUUCUCGACAAUGAUGGUCUUCCGUUCCAGGGCGCUCAGCUCAGUAACAAAACUCCACUGUACUGCUAUUUUGAUACUAACAUACACAAAUACCACGUGGUUUAUUACAAGAGUUCGGAAGAUGCCAUCGUGGACAACGUGAAACUGUGUUCUCCGCUUGAUUGCGGGAAGAUAAGGAACGCAUCGGCCGCAAGUAUGAAACAGCUGGUGUUAACGUACCGUAUUCCUCGCAAUCCCAAUGUGGGUGACAAAUUCGCAUCCCGUGCUGGUCAAAAAGGUAUUUGCUCGCAAAAGUGGCCGGCAAUCGAUUUGCCUUUCACCGAGUCUGGCAUGAUACCGGAUAUCAUUUUCAAUCCGCACGGAUUUCCUUCGCGUAUGACGAUCGCGAUGAUGAUCGAAACCAUGGCCGGCAAAACGGCUGCUUGUCAUGGGCUGGUGCACGACGCGACACCCUUCCGGUACGAUGAGAGUAACACUGCAAUCGAUUACUUCGGUCGGUUACUGGAGGAAUCCGGUUAUGAUUACUAUGGAACUGAGCGAAUGUACAGCGGAGUGGACGGGCGGGAGAUGAAGGCAGACAUCUUCUUCGGGGUGGUGCACUACCAACGCCUACGCCACAUGGUCAGCGACAAGUGGCAGGUCCGUUCGACCGGACCAAUCGAUCAGUUGACGCAUCAACCGGUCAAGGGCCGAUCAAAAGGAGGUGGCGUUCGGUUUGGAGAGAUGGAGCGAGAUGGGCUUAUCUCGCACGGUGCGUCCUUCCUGUUACAGGAUCGGCUGUUUCACGGCUCGGACAAAGUAACAACCCUGAUCUGCGGUCGAUGUGGGACGCUGCUAGGGCCCAUGGACAGCGUCACUAAAAGGUUAGCCAUCAAUUCGAACGAAUUUCAGCAAACACCAGCCACUUGCCGUCUGUGCGAGGAUGACAAGGAGAUAGGUCAAGUAGAAAUUCCCUACAUUUUCAAACUUCUAGUAUCCCAGUUGUCGUCCAUGAACAUCAACGUUAAGCUGCAGCUGUCCCAUCCCGAUGUUUAGACCAGUGUGCCUUUAAAGUUUUCG
Messenger RNA from Anopheles nili, 3450 nucleotides. It is a transcript of the gene RpI135, whose product is annotated as DNA-directed RNA polymerase I subunit RPA2. Gene Ontology annotation, cellular component: RNA polymerase I complex; nucleus. Lineage: Eukaryota; Metazoa; Arthropoda; Insecta; Diptera; Culicidae. Bases 10 to 3426 code for a protein of 1138 amino acids. The record is from RefSeq and is a predicted model, not a curated record. Gene Ontology annotation, molecular function: DNA-directed RNA polymerase activity; DNA binding; ribonucleoside binding. The transcript has 4 exons. Gene Ontology annotation, biological process: DNA-templated transcription.